This is a messenger RNA of Penicilliopsis zonata CBS 506.65, 1819 nucleotides long. RefSeq lists its product as hypothetical. The transcript has a single exon. Gene Ontology annotation, molecular function: transmembrane transporter activity. Gene Ontology annotation, biological process: transmembrane transport. The record is from RefSeq and is a predicted model, not a curated record. Bases 264 to 1742 code for a protein of 492 amino acids. Lineage: Eukaryota; Fungi; Ascomycota; Eurotiomycetes; Eurotiales; Aspergillaceae.
CCUUCCUACACCUUGGUCCAUUUAACUUCCGCCACAUUCACUCAUGAUCCUCAAUCUAUUCUAACAAAACAUUCUACACGAUGAGUGAAAAGUCAGAGAAAGGAGAAGGAGAAGGGAGCCAGCAUGAGGGCACUGCCCUUGAGCUCUCCUCCUCCCAUACCCGCACGGCAGAAGAGGAGCGAGAAGAUGGAAACGGAGACGGAGACGUCGAAUACCUGCAUGGGAUCCGGGUGCUGGGCGUGCUGAUGGCGUUGAUGCUGAGCAUGUUCCUCGUCGCGCUCGACUCGACCAUCAUCUCGACCGCCAUCCCGCAGAUCACGGCGGAUUUCCACUCCCUGACGGACGUGGGCUGGUACGGCUCCGCCUUCUUUCUCACCAUGGCGCUGUUCCAGCACGUCUGGGGCACGCUGUACCGCCACUGCCCGCUGAAAGCGACCUUCAUUACCACCAUCGCCGCCCUCGAGCUGGGCUCGCUCGUCUGCGCCGUCGCCCACUCCUCCACCUCGCUGAUCGUCGGCCGCGCCAUCACGGGCAUGGGCGGCUCGGGCGUCAUGGCGGGCGUGUACAUCAUCAUGGGCCUGUCGGUGGCCCCCGCCCGCCGCCCGGCCUACAUGGGCGUGCUGGGGGCGACCUUCUCGAUCGCCAGCUUCGCCGGGCCCCUGAUCGGCGGCGCCUUCACCUCGGAGACCACCUGGCGCUGGUGCUUCUGGGUCAACCUCCCGAUUGGCGGCGUCGCUGUGGUGAUCAUCCUGCUGCUGUUCCACCCGCCCGCCCAUGCCCGCCCGGACAAGGUCGGCGUGGGCGAGCUCCUGCUGCUGCUGGACCCGGUCGGCUUCGUGCUGCUGCUCGGGGCGCUGCUCUGCUACCUGCUGGCCGUGCAGUGGGGGGGCGUCACCAAGGCCUGGAGCGACGCCGCCGUGAUCGGCACGCUGGUGGGCUUCGGGGUGCUGACGCUGCUGUUCAUCGCCAAGGAGAUGGCCUGGCGCCGGCGGCCCAUGUUCCCGGGGCGCCUGUUCCGGGGCAACCGGCUGGUGGGCGUCAGCUGUGCGUUUGUGUUUGUCUUCCCGGGCUGCUUCUUCGCCAUCCUCUACUUCCUGCCCAUCUACUUCCAGGCGAUCGCCGGCGUGUCGGCCGCCGAGUCCGGCAUCCGCACGCUGCCGCUGGUGCUGGGCGUCGGCAUCCUGUCCAUGCUGACGGGCCUGAUCUUGCCGCUGAUCGGCAGCCGGCCGCUGCCGCUGAUGCUGGGCGCCGGCAUCCUCACCACCAUCGCCUGCGGCCUGCUGUAUACCAUGGACAGGGGCUCCCCGCCGGCGCAGUGGAUCGGCUACCAGGCCCUGGCGGGCAUCGGCGUCGGGAUGGCCAUCCAGAUGCCCGUGGUGGUCAGCCAGGCCAGCGUGCCGCUGGCCGACAUCUCCACCAUCACCGCCAUCACCCUGUUCUUCCAGUUCCUGGCGGGCGCCAUCUGGGUCCAGGGCGCCCAGGCUGUCUUUGACAAUUUCCUGGUGCACGCCCUUGCCCGCCACGCCCCGGGGGUCAGCCCGCAGACGGUCAUCAACGCGGGGGCCACGGGCCUCAGCCAGACCCUGGACGCCGCCACCCUGUCGCAUGUGCUGGACGCCUACAUGGACGGUCUCAAGGCCCAGUUCCUCCUCGACACUGUUCUCGCGGGCGUCGCCACCGUCAUCGCCCUGGGGCUGGGCUGGCGCAAGCUGGGACUGGCCCCGGGCAUGGCCGUGGCAUGAUUCUCAAUGUCCUGUUUAAUUAUCUUAAUUGAUUGAAGCAUUAAUUGAAGCUUAUAAUAGAAUACUUGAAACAAUAG